AUGGAGAAAGAUGACUCCUCACACUUACUGACACCCGAGUCAGCGAAAGCCAUCAUCUCAAGGAUUCAGACUGCCCAGCUAACUCGGGCUCGGGAGAAUAUUUCUUCGGAGCUCUCAAACAUCUUGGACAAUGUCAACAGUGUCAUCAGUCGCUUCCAGAAAGAAUUAGGAUAUGACUUAGGAGAAAAGUCUGAAUCUCACCAUCUGGUGGAAAAAGGCAAAAACAGAUUCAUCUUAUUGGAAAAAAUUACCUCCUUGUCCACAGAUGCUAAGACAAAAGAGAAGCACUUGUAUGAAAUUCUCCACUGGCUGGGUGACUGGGGUGACAGUCUGACCUAUGAAAUCAGAAACAGGAAGAAUGAGAAAGAUGAGGAAUCCCAGGAUGAAUGGAUUGAAGUGAUAGAGAAAAUGUUACCGCUUUCCCUCAUUGCCACCAAAGGAGGCAUCGAGUCUCUCAUUUCCCUUUGCUCUACUCUCAUUGAAGGAGAAAGGAAAAGAGCACAAAUGCCCAAAUACACCUUCUGGCAGGGAUGGCAGGAAAGAGAUCAACAAACAUCAACAUCUUCCUCUCAGCCACUGAGUCCACAGCAGAUGUUCCAGGACAAACACACCAUCUGCACCAGGGCGUCUGAGGUGAAGUCCAUGCUGCAGGAGCUCCUGGACUCGGCCAUGUUCAGCACAGGAGAGGUCAGGGCCAUAAGGUACAUAUCCUCUGUGGUGGAAGACCUCAGCAACGCCUUGAUCCUACAGCAUGAGGAGAACAAGAGCCUGGAGACAAAAUACAGAUGCCUGAAAACAGAGAUGGUUCAAGAAGUCAGUAGCCAGAGGCUGAAGUUCCAGAAGUCUCUCCAAACCCUUGAGACGGAAAGAGAUGCCCUACUAAAGCAGGUAGAAAUUCUUGGGAAAAAGUGCCAUGAACUAUCCCUGAUAAACCAUAGUCUAGAGUACAAGUUGAAAGAGGCGGAGGUUGCUGUAAGUCAAGCAAAAGACUCAGCCAUGAUCUCAGAUGACUCUUCAGACUCCCCUGAAGAAAAGACCCCCCCAGAGGAAAAAUCAGUCAUGGCGGAAACCAAACAGGAACACGAAGAGGAGGAGCGACUGUUUUUGUCACUUGCCCAAAUUGACAUGGACUGGGAUUCACAACCUUCAUCAUAUCAGUCACUCCCCACCAUGACCACAAAUCCAGAGAUUGUGGAUUUGAUCAGCAGCAAGGACACCCAAAUUCUUGGGCCCAAGUUGCUGUCCUCAGGAAAAAGCCCAGACCACAGAGACACAAACCAGAGGGGCUUCUUGCAGGAAGCAUCCCCGGAGAAGGAAGAUCUGCAAAAUCAGCUUCGUUUCAGUGAGCAGCAAGCUCCAGAGAGCUUCGAGAAGGAAGUGGACCAGAGCACUUGGAUGGAGCACUGGGAAGAGAAACUCAGCUGGCAGAAGCCGAAGCAGCAGUGGCUGCAGGAGGAGGAGUUGUGGCAGCAGCAGCAGAAAACGUGGACCCUGCUGGAGCAGGAGCACGAGGAGAGUCUGCAGCAGGGGACGCCGGAGGAGGUUCCCGAGGAGAAUGUGGUCCAGGGGCUGAAGGAGCAAAAGAGCCCAAGGAAGGAACCAAAAGGAGACGUGAAGAGGAAGCUGAUUGUGAUCAGCGGUCAAGGGAAGUUCUCAAAGGGAGAGGCACCACUCACAGCUCCCCCGAGCCAGACCCAAUCUCUUCAGCAGCGCAGGAGGCCACACCUGCCCAGGCCCCCUUGUGCUCAGCCCAUCACCCCCAGAAGCCAAAGGACAGUGAGUUCAGCUGAAUUUAAUCAGAAACCUGCGACCCACAAGGUUUGCACAAAGCCCAGGAAAUCAGCCACCUCUCCAGCCUUGGGACUGUCCCUCCACAAGAGGUCCCAGUCCCCUUUGCACAUAUCCCCAGCCCCUCUGAAGGCAAAGGUGUACCACAUGGCUGCCAAGGCCCUGAGAAAGAACCUGCGGCUCCUUCUGGGGAAUGGCAACUCGGGGCUGCCUGCCCCCCUGCGCAGCAAGGCUCUGGAACUCACCACCACCACCAUGGAGCUGAGCCUGCUCAGGCUGCAGUAUCUGUGCCUCAAGUACAUCCGCUACAGAUGCAUCCAGAGUCUCCGGCAAGAGAUGAUCAACCACAUACAAGACAUGCAAAAAACCAGAACUCCCUGCCAGGCCCAGAACCUCUCCAUCUUCCUGGAGAACAUCAACAGCCUGCAGAAUCUUAAAAUGCAGGCCUGGACAGACAGGCAGAAGGCUGUAGAGGAGAAGUACCAAGAGUGUCUGAGCAACAUGAUGACGUUGUUCCCCAAGCUCCGGCUGGAACGUAACAUUCCCCUGCAGCUGCCCAGGAUUACAUCCCCAAAACUAAGAAAAAACAAGUCAUUUCCAUCCUUACUCCGGCGCACCCAAUCCAGCAAUGCUUCCCUCAAGCAAUCCUUUACAUCCAACUCUCCGGAGAGUGAGUCCCUGCAGAAGGCCUGCAAACAGGGAGACUCUGUGAAGACAGUAUGGAAGACUGAUGUGGCCUCCUCCAGUUAUCUGAUAGAAGAAAAGAUCCCUACCACAUUGCACUGGGAGCAGCUGGGGGGGCACCCGGAGAUCCCCCAGCUGUUGACUCUGGACAUGCAUUCCUGCUACCACAAAAGCUUGAUGUGGCUCAAAGCCUGGUAA
Molecule: messenger RNA, 2670 nt
Organism: Sorex fumeus (smoky shrew)
Lineage: Eukaryota; Metazoa; Chordata; Mammalia; Eulipotyphla; Soricidae
Gene: FAM186B
Product: family with sequence similarity 186 member B
Exons: 7
Coding region: 1-2670 (889 amino acids)
Source: RefSeq, a predicted model, not a curated record